Sporothrix brasiliensis 5110 is the source of this 1728-nucleotide messenger RNA. RefSeq names its product MFS multidrug transporter. Lineage: Eukaryota; Fungi; Ascomycota; Sordariomycetes; Ophiostomatales; Ophiostomataceae. Gene Ontology annotation, biological process: transmembrane transport. Bases 1 to 1728 code for a protein of 575 amino acids. Gene Ontology annotation, molecular function: transmembrane transporter activity. The record is from RefSeq and is a predicted model, not a curated record. The transcript has 6 exons.
AUGGCGAGAACUUCGACCGCCCCUCUUCUCGGCGGGAGGGAGACUCCCGUCUCGGCGCCCAAGAAGCCAUUGCCGCCUUUCCCCAAGAGACAGAUGUUUGUUCUUGCGCUGUGCCGUCUUUGCGAGCCGAUUGCAUUCAUGGGCAUCUUCCCAUAUAUCUACUUUAUGAUUCAGGAUUUCCACAUCACCGAGGACGAGAAGCAGAUUUCGUUUUAUGCCGGCCUGGUCACAUCAGCGUUUACAUUCGCUGAGUUUCUCACCGGCGUCUUCUGGGGCCGGCUCAGUGACAGGAUCGGGCGCAAGCCUGUGCUGAUGACGGGUCUCGCUGGUACCGCCUUGAGCGUGAUUAUGUUUGGCUUUGCUCCGAACUUGACCGUCGCGCUCAUCGCACGUGCCCUCGGCGGCAUUCUCAAUGGCAACAUUGGUGUCAUGCAGACGACCGUCGGUGAGCUUGUCAAGGUCAAGGAGCACCAUGGCCGUGCUUUCUCUGUGAUUCCCGCUGUUUGGUGCAUUGGCUCCAUGAUCGGUCCUGCCAUCGGAGGCGCCCUUGCCAGACCCUGCAUAUUCUACCCAAGCAUCUUUCGUCCUGGCAGCAUCUGGGACACAUACCCAUACCUGCUUCCGAACCUGUUCAGCGCCUGCGCCGUUUUCAUGGGCCUCUUCGCCGGUAUCUUUUUUCUCGAGGAGACUCACCCCGUCAAGAAGCACGAGAUCGAUCGUGGCCUCAUUCUUGGCCAGAAGAUCGCCGCCCGUUUGUCAUGGAGGAAAGAGUCUACCAAAGGCAAGAAGCUUCGGAUGCUAGCCGAGGAGGAGCCGCUUAUCGAUGCCGAUGACCAGCUUCCUGGCUACCAGACCACUGAGGCGUCGCCCAGCCUUGUUUCCCGCGACAGUGAUGUAAACCUGCGGGACGUGGGAACUCUCGAUUCCCUUGAUCUGGAUGCGACGACCAAUCCCACCAAGCCUGCCGAGACCCUGUCGACAUCAAGCAUCUUCACGCGACCCAUCAUCCUCAACACGAUGUCGUUUGGCAUCCUUGCUUUCCACACAAUGACGUUCGACCAGCUUCUGCCAGUCUUCCUCAGCACGGCACCGCCCACCGGCAGCGAUAUCGAUCUUCCCUUCAAGUUCUCUGGUGGCUUUGGCUUCGACAACCAGACGGUUGGCAUCGUCAUGGCUGUGCAGGGCUUCUACUCGCUCUUGUCCAACACCUUCCUGUUCCCAUGGGUCAUUGGUCGAAUUGGGCCCCUGCGUCUCUUCCAGCUUGUCGCCAUCCCGUACUUCACGCUGUACUUGGUCACGCCUUACCUUGUCCUGCUUCCCGACAGCAUUCGCAUGGCCAUGGUAUACCUUGUCAUCAUCUGGAAAUGCACCUUUUCGACCCUGGCGUACCCGAGCAAUGCCCUCAUUACUAUGCACCUUGCGCCCAAUCCUCUUCAGCUGGGAACAGUAAACGGCGUCUCUGCGUCAGCCGCCAGCCUCUGCCGUGCUUUUGGUCCGACUAUUUCGGGAUUCCUGUACGCUGUCGGCCAGGAGUCUGGCUUCUCGAGCUUGCCAUGGUGGUGCGCAAGCAGUGUCGCGAUCAUGGGAGCAUUCGUAGCGAUGCAGUUGACAAUGCCCGCAGAGAAGCUGAUGGAGGAGAAGACGGACGAUGUCGAGACCGCCCUCCCGCUGCUUCAACCAGUCGCGGGCCCGGUGGGUGUCACCGCUCUCCUUGAUGAGGAGGACUGA